AAAAAAGCUCCAAUUUCUAUUUUCUCUAGUGGGAUCCGAUUACAACAAAGCAACCCAAUUGUCUUUAGAUGAGCUGAGUUGUAGUGGUGGCAGCCAUCUUUGUGCAGAUCUCUGAUCUAACCUAGACUAUCAGAAGCACACCUGGCACAAACCCGACAACGCCGUCUCAUUUUAUCUUUCACUUUCAUUUAGUCUGUGUUGUUUUAUUAAUAAAAACCCAAACCCCCAUAUGUGUUAUUGUUGUUGAAGUUAGUUAAAAACACUAUUCCCAUGUUGUCUUCGCCCCUUUCAUUGGAAAUAUCGAAACUCUCUUAAUACUCUUUCAUUUUUUUUUUUUUAAAUUUUCAUUUAUUUUAUUUUUUUCUUUGUUCUCAUCGCCACAUUUCUCAAUCUCCUCCUCUACAUAUCUCCAACUCCAACCCCUUCACAACUACACAAACCAAAGUAUAAAGUAGAGACAUUUUCUGUGUUUGUGUUUUUCUGGAUCUGUUUUCAUUCCUUUUUGGGUCCUAAAAAACACACACUUUAUUCAAUGGCUUCCAUCUCUGUUCCUUGUCCUAAGAUCUCUGUUGCUGGUGCCACUGGAUCACAACAACAAAGCCAAAAGCAAUUGAAAGUUGUUUCAUUUCACAAUGCUUCCAAGUCCAACCCUUCAUUGUCAUUUGCUUCUUCUGCUUUUUCUGGGCUUCAGGUAAUGCAGGAGUUUGAUUUGUCUUUCUCGAGCUCUAGCAGGAAGCAGUCUGCUCUCUGGACAGCACAUGCCAAGCUUAAUGAGGUUAUUGCCGAGAAGCCUUCAAACUGUGCUCCAGUAAAUGACAAGCCCAAGUCUGAAGUUCCAUCAUCGGAAGGAAAAGUCGAAUCUGCGGAAAAAAAAAUUCCUGAUGCAUCAGCAAUUGCAGCAUUCAUUACUCAAGUAUCAGACCUCGUCAAGCUUGUGGAUUCAAGAGAUAUUAUGGAGCUUCAAAUGAAGCAAUCCGACUGUGAGCUGAUAAUCAGGAAAAAAGAAGCUUUGCAGCAACCAGCACCUGUUGUCUCAAUGCCACCUGCUAUGCCCCAUUUAAUGUAUGCGCAGCCUCCACCUGCAGCCCCUGCUUCCCCUCCUGCUGCUGCUGCAAGCCCUGCUGCUUCUGCACCAGCACCUGCUUUACCUGCACCACCAAAGCCAGCCCAAUCAUCUCACCCACCACUGAAAUGCCCCAUGGCUGGUACCUUUUAUCGAAGCCCGGCACCUGGUGAACCACCAUUUAUUAAGGUUGGAGAUAAGGUGCAGAAAGGUCAAGUCAUUUGCAUCAUUGAGGCCAUGAAAUUGAUGAAUGAAAUUGAGGCUGAUCAAUCUGGGACUGUAGCUGAGGUAUUAGCAGACGAUGGAAAACCAGUCAGCGUAGACACGCCUCUUUUUGUUAUUGUACCCUGAAACAAUUGGCAAGUGCCUUCAUCGAACAUGGUGGGAUAACAAACUGUAUCCCGAGGUUUAAUCAUAAUAGGGUUCUCAAAUAUCUCUAGUCUUGCUGCAAAAUCACUCUGUAAUCUUUAAUUUAAUCAACUUUUGUUGAAUUUGGUGGGAGUAAAGGUCGUUAUAAUUUUAUUAUAAAUGUUUGAUGUUUAAGAAGUAAACAUAAAUUUAAAAUGUAGAAGAUUUGAGUUGUUAUGGACAUUGUUGAUGCUAGUUUAAGUCCGUUUCUUUUCUCUUUUAUUUUGUUGGGUAGCGAAAGCUUCAUUGCCGCCUUAUAUCUAUGUUAUGUAAAACA
Messenger RNA from Pistacia vera, 1748 nucleotides. RefSeq names its product biotin carboxyl carrier protein of acetyl-CoA carboxylase 2, chloroplastic-like. Gene Ontology annotation, molecular function: acetyl-CoA carboxylase activity. NCBI's taxonomy places the organism in Eukaryota, Viridiplantae, Streptophyta, Magnoliopsida, Sapindales, Anacardiaceae. The coding region runs from base 533 to 1414 and encodes 293 amino acids. The record is from RefSeq and is a predicted model, not a curated record. Gene Ontology annotation, biological process: fatty acid biosynthetic process. The transcript is spliced from 7 exons. Gene Ontology annotation, cellular component: acetyl-CoA carboxylase complex.